Molecule: messenger RNA, 1167 nt
Organism: Notodromas monacha
Lineage: Eukaryota; Metazoa; Arthropoda; Ostracoda; Podocopida; Cyprididae
Source: the annotation of a GenBank genome assembly
AACGUGAUCAGUAAACAAACCAUUAUUGUAUUUCAGCCAUAUCCGUUGAUUCGCCAGACGGCAAGCAUUAAUCCGGACGCUUUUGGGAUUUCUAUCUGUUCCACGGAUGGGCAACGAUUUUCUAUCGGCGAUGCGAAAGAUCCGUUUCUUCUUCUGUCAUGCAGCAAUGUUUUAACUUACUCGUUGGCGAGGACGCAUUUGAGUUCGGACGAAGUCCACGAGUACGUUGGGCAGGAACCAAGUGGACGGAAUUGUUCGGAACUUGCUGUGGACUCGAAUAACCGACCACACAAUCCGAUGAUAGAUGCGGGGGGAAUAAUGAUCGCCUGCUUGCUGCAAAAACUCGCUCAACCGGACAUGAAAUACUCGGAGGUCUUCGAGUGGGUAUUCAGCUACUUCAAAUGCCGGGCAAUGGAAGGGACAUGUGAGGCGUUGGCGGUUGUUGCUGCCACGUUGGCCAAUGGCGGCAUUAAUCCCAUCACCGGCGAGACUGUGCUGAGCUGUGACGCCGUCACUGACACUCUGUCACUGAUGCACAGCUGCGGCCUGAAGGGCUACUCGGGCAAAUUCGCCUUUGAAGUCGGGAUGACGGCGAAGGCCGCCGAGUCAGGGGCGAUCAUGGUCGUCGUGCCGAAUGUGCUGGGAUUUUGUGUAUGGUCCCCGCCUGUGGACAAGUUCGACGUCUCGACUCGAGGCUUGAAAUUUUGUCAGAAAAUAGUGACUGCUUUCCCGUUCCAUCAUUUCGACAACGCGAAGCAUGACAAGAUGAAGUCUGACCCUUGCAUGGCGGAGGUGUACGAAAAGUCGGAAGCCGUGGUGGCGAUUCUGUUCUCUGCUGCUUCUGGUGACGUCACGGCGAUGAGGCGCUUCUUCAUGUCCGGAAUGAAUCUCAAUACGGCCGACUACGACGGAAGGACGCCGUUGCAUUUGUCGGCGGCCGAAGGCCACACCGAGUGCGUCGAAUUCCUCGUCAAGACUUGCAAAGUGGAUCCCAAUUCGAGGGACAGAUGGGGACAAACACCACUGGAUGAUGCUAAAUUGUUUAAUCAUCAAGGAAUAAUCGAUAUCCUACGACAAGCAGGCGCACUUUCGAAGGAUGAAAUGAAAUCCCAAAAUACGAUACCCUCAAGAACGAACUCGAUUUCUUCUGAACCAGUUACUAUUGCA